This is a messenger RNA of Rhizopus microsporus ATCC 52813, 584 nucleotides long. RefSeq lists its product as uncharacterized. The transcript is spliced from 2 exons. Lineage: Eukaryota; Fungi; Mucoromycota; Mucoromycetes; Mucorales; Rhizopodaceae. The coding region runs from base 17 to 355 and encodes 112 amino acids. The record is from RefSeq and is a predicted model, not a curated record.
CAAAGUCCAAUACCUAAUGUUGGUUAGGACUGCAGUUCUUAAAGUAGGUGUCAAAGAAAGUACUGCUCGCGCCUGGUGGAAAAAUUAUGAAAAGAAAACCAAUACUCAAAACCGGCCAAAAUCACAGCUACAGGAAGAGCAUAAGCAAUGUUUAAUCGAGCUUUACGAUGAUAACACAUGUGCCUAUAUUCAAGACGCUGUUGAGGUGCUUACCAACAAGUUUGCUGGUCUUGAGAUCAAGAAAUCAAGAGUACAUGAGUCUAUGAGAGACAAUUGUAACCUCACUUUUAAGAAAGCUACUUUUUGGUCCGAGGCAAGAGCAAGCUCAUACACCAUCCAAAAACAUUACGAUUAGGUCGUCGCAUGGAGUAAUUCAGAUGGAUUUUUCUAAAAACUGCGUUUUUAUCGAUGAAGCUGGCUUCAAUAUCAACAUGAAAGCGAGUAGAGCAUUACUCAGUCAACGAAAAUAAUAUUGCAGAGGGACGAAUGGUUGUUUGUGUCAGAUUAUACGAAUGAGAUAUGAUACGAACGCAUGAUCGGGGCUGUUCCAUAGCUGCAGAUUUACUGUAUUUUUAUAAAAUAUU